AGUUGAUUUAUUUUCCAAGCUGCUCUCUCUGCCUGCCGUGCAAGGGACGCGCAAAGGGCUGGAGAGGUUUGGCGGACGCGUCAAAACUGGCAAAGCUGGCGGCUUAGGGGGAGGGGCAAGUGGACUUGGAGGCCCUCCUCCACUGUGCACCCCCUUGGAAAAAAAGCGGAGGGGGCACCAAGUAAAAGUUUCUUGCCAGGCAGAGCCAGCUCGGCGUCCCUCGCACAUAGCUGGGGGGAGCAGGGGUUGCUUCUGUGCCGGGCACAGCGUCUCCAGGAGCCAGCCUGAGAGAGCUGAGCCAAGGCCGAAGGAGCCGCCUGCGGGCUUAGCCGCCCCCUCCCGCCCGUUGGCCCCAGAGCGGACGCUGGGACGCCCGGGGUCUGGCAGCUCUGGGCCCGGCUAGGAGCUGGCGGGCGAGCAUUCGUCUGCGUCCUGGAGAAGGGGCGCAGCGCCGCAGUUGAGGCCGGAGCAGCCCCUCGCGGGCGUAGGAUACCUGUCAGCCCCCGGAUUGCACGGCUCCCGGAUAGUGCCUGCCGGCGAGGGGCGGGAGCUCGGGUGACUUGGCCAUCCCCAUCCCCGGCCCCCCGGGCCCGGGCACCGGCUCAGGCCCGGAGGGCGGCCACUUCCCACCGUCCCUCUUCUCUUACUGGCAGAGCGCGCUGCGGGCGGACUCCCGGGCCCGGAGCAGCCCACCGCCCACCCGGCGCCCGGUGUCUCCUCCCGGCCGCUCUACCCAGCAACUUUCCGUGCUUUGUUCCCCGGCUGGAAAUGCUCUACGGAAGCGUCUUGGACAGGGUCUCCGCCAGGCGGCAAGAGCUCGGUGCUGAGAUGUGUUACGUUCUCAUCUCCACAUCAAUUAUGGAUGGAAACAAAUAAGGAAGAGUCAAUUUUGCAUGAGCCCCUUCUCUGGCAGCGAGAGGCGUCCUGCAGCCGGGAGGGAGCCGCCGCUCGCGCCGGCAGUCGCUGGCAGGGACAUGAUGAGGAGGAAGGUAGCUCAGUGACAUUUCUGAGCAGGGGCUACCCUGACUUCACCUUGGCCCACCAUGAGGGUCUUCCUGCUUUGUGCCUACAUACUGCUGCUGAUGGUUUCCCAGUUGAGGGCAGUCAGCUUUCCUGAAGAUGAUGAACCCCUUAAUACUGUCGACUAUCACCAUUCAAGGCAAUAUCCGGUUUUUAGAGGACGCCCUUCAGGCAAUGAAUCGCAGCACAGGCUGGACUUUCAGCUGAUGUUGAAAAUUCGAGACACACUUUAUAUUGCUGGCAGGGAUCAAGUUUAUACAGUAAACUUAAAUGAAAUGCCCAAAACAGAAGUAAUACCAAGCAAGAAACUGACAUGGCGAUCAAGACAACAGGAUCGAGAAAACUGUGCUAUGAAAGGCAAGCAUAAAGAUGAAUGCCACAACUUUAUCAAAGUAUUUGUUCCAAGAAACGAUGAGAUGGUUUUUGUUUGUGGUACCAAUGCAUUCAAUCCCAUGUGUAGAUACUACAGGUUGAGUACCUUAGAAUAUGAUGGGGAAGAAAUUAGUGGCCUGGCAAGAUGCCCAUUUGAUGCCAGACAAACCAAUGUUGCCCUCUUUGCUGAUGGGAAGCUGUAUUCUGCCACAGUGGCUGACUUCUUGGCCAGUGAUGCCGUUAUUUAUCGAAGCAUGGGUGAUGGAUCUGCCCUUCGCACAAUAAAAUAUGAUUCCAAAUGGAUAAAAGAGCCACACUUUCUUCAUGCCAUAGAAUACGGAAACUAUGUCUAUUUCUUCUUUCGAGAAAUCGCUGUCGAACAUAAUAAUUUAGGCAAGGCUGUGUAUUCCCGCGUGGCCCGCAUAUGUAAAAACGACAUGGGUGGCUCCCAGCGGGUCCUGGAGAAACACUGGACUUCAUUUCUGAAGGCUCGGCUGAACUGUUCUGUCCCUGGAGAUUCGUUUUUCUACUUUGAUGUUCUGCAGUCUAUUACAGACAUAAUACAAAUCAAUGGCAUCCCCACUGUGGUCGGCGUGUUUACCACGCAGCUCAACAGCAUCCCUGGUUCUGCUGUCUGUGCAUUUAGCAUGGAUGACAUUGAAAAAGUAUUCAAAGGACGGUUUAAGGAACAGAAAACUCCAGAUUCUGUUUGGACAGCAGUUCCCGAAGACAAAGUCCCAAAGCCAAGGCCUGGCUGUUGUGCAAAACACGGCCUUGCUGAAGCUUAUAAAACCUCCAUCGAUUUCCCGGAUGAAACUCUGUCAUUCAUCAAAUCUCAUCCCCUGAUGGACUCUGCCGUUCCACCCAUUGCCGAUGAGCCCUGGUUCACAAAGACUCGGGUCAGGUACAGACUGACAGCCAUCGCAGUGGACCAUUCAGCUGGACCCUACCAGAACUACACAGUCAUCUUUGUUGGCUCUGAAGCUGGCGUGGUACUUAAAGUUCUGGCAAAGACUAGUCCUUUCUCUUUGAACGACAGCGUAUUACUGGAAGAGAUUGAAGCCUACAACCAUGCAAAGUGCAAUGCUGAGAAUGAGGAAGACAAAAAGGUCAUCUCAUUACAGUUGGAUAAAGAUCACCACGCUUUAUAUGUGGCGUUCUCUAGCUGCGUUAUCCGCAUCCCCCUCAGUCGCUGUGAGCGUUAUGGAUCAUGUAAAAAGUCUUGUAUUGCAUCUCGUGACCCAUAUUGUGGCUGGUUAAGCCAGGGAUCCUGUGGUAGAGUGACCCCAGGGAUGCUUGCUGAAGGAUAUGAGCAAGACACAGAAUUCGGCAACACAGCUCAUCUAGGGGACUGCCAUGAAAUUUUGCCUACUUCAACUACACCAGAUUACAAAAUAUUUGGCGGUCCAACAUCUGACAUGGAGGUAUCUUCAUCUUCUGUUACCACAAUGGCAAGUAUCCCAGAAAUCACACCUAAAGUGAUUGAUACGUGGAGACCUAAACUGACAAGCUCUCGGAAAUUUGUAGUUCAAGAUGAUCCAAACACUUCUGAUUUUACUGAUCCUUUAUCGGGUAUCCCAAAGGGUGUACGAUGGGAAGUCCAGUCUGGAGAGUCCAACCAGAUGGUCCACAUGAAUGUCCUCAUCACCUGUGUCUUUGCUGCUUUUGUUUUGGGGGCAUUCAUUGCAGGUGUGGCAGUAUACUGCUAUCGAGACAUGUUUGUUCGGAAAAACAGAAAGAUCCAUAAAGAUGCAGAGUCCGCCCAGUCAUGCACAGACUCCAGUGGAAGUUUUGCCAAACUGAAUGGUCUCUUUGACAGCCCUGUCAAGGAAUACCAACAGAAUAUUGAUUCUCCUAAACUGUAUAGUAACCUGCUAACCAGUCGGAAAGAGCUACCACCCAAUGGAGAUACUAAAUCCAUGGUAAUGGACCAUCGAGGGCAACCGCCAGAGCUGGCUGCUCUUCCCACUCCUGAGUCUACACCCGUGCUUCACCAGAAGACCCUGCAGGCCAUGAAGAGCCACUCAGAAAAGGCCCAUGGCCAUGGGGCUUCAAGGAAAGAAACUCCUCAGUUUUUUCCCUCUAGUCCGCCACCUCAUUCCCCAUUAAGUCAUGGGCAUAUCCCCAGUGCCAUUGUUCUUCCAAAUGCUACCCAUGACUACAACACGUCUUUCUCAAACUCCAAUGCUCACAAAGCUGAAAAGAAGCUUCAAAACAUUGAUCACCCUCUCACAAAGUCAUCCAGUAAGAGAGAUCACCGGCGUUCUGUUGAUUCCAGAAAUACCCUCAAUGAUCUCCUGAAGCAUCUGAAUGACCCAAAUAGUAACCCCAAAGCCAUCAUGGGAGACAUCCAAAUGGCACACCAGAACUUAAUGCUGGAUCCCAUGGCAUCGAUGUCUGAGGUCCCACCUAAAGUCCCUAACCGGGAGGCAUCGCUAUACUCCCCUCCUUCAACUCUCCCCAGAAAUAGCCCAACCAAGCGAGUGGAUGUCCCCACCACUCCUGGAGUCCCAAUGACUUCUCUGGAAAGACAAAGGGGUUAUCACAAAAAUUCCUCCCAGAGGCACUCUAUAUCUGCUAUGCCUAAAAACUUAAACUCACCAAAUGGUGUUUUGUUAUCCAGACAGCCUAGUAUGAACCGUGGAGGAUAUAUGCCCACCCCCACUGGGGCGAAGGUGGACUAUAUUCAGGGAACACCAGUGAGUGUUCACCUGCAGCCUUCCCUCUCCAGACAGAGCAGCUACACCAGUAAUGGCACUCUUCCUAGGACGGGACUAAAGAGGACACCGUCCUUAAAACCUGACGUGCCACCAAAGCCUUCCUUUGUUCCUCAAACCCCAUCUGUCAGACCACUGAACAAAUACACGUACUAGGCCUCAAGUGUGCUAUUCCCAUGUGGCUUUAUCCUGUCCGUGUUGUUGAGAGGAUGAUGUUGUAAAGGUACCUUAAAACAAGAGACUCGCUUGUAUUUUAAGAGAACCAAGUGGCCAAAGAAACUCUUUCUAACUUUGGCAACAUCAGAACUUGCCACAUGUAGCUACUGCAGCAAGGCUUCUGUGUACUUGCCUGAAAACAAAGGAAGGUGCUGGUCAUUCCAUUUCUUUUGUUUGAAGCUAAAGAGAUGUGUAGCUCACAGGGGCUACCUUACCAGUAUAAAGAGCUGAUAACAGUACUCAGAAGAAUCUGUGAACAAAUACUUGAAAAUGGGUUCAAUGUAGACUGCCAUUAUGUGUGGUCUUCCCAUUAAAUGUGAACAUUUUAAUUUGUAUGCAUUCACCUUGCCUCUUGCACAAAUGUCAAAAAAAAGAUGGUAAUGUCUCAAAGAAAUGAACUUGUAGAUUACCAAGCAGUUUGCUAAAAAUUCAAUCUUUGAUCCAAGCUGUAGCAUUUUUUUUCAUGUGUGGCAUUUUUUUCAUGCCACCAACAAACUUGUUGCGUGCACGCACGCGCGCGCGCAUGCGUGUGUGUGUGUGUGUGUGUGUUCUGUACCCACUAGGAUUUGUUUAGGUGCCCAUUGCAUCUUUUCGUGCUAUGGAGUUGUUUACAUUAAGCAUGACUGAACGAGAGACAAUACUAUUUCCCACAGGAGUCCAUUGGGUUCAGCUUUGAAAGAGGAAUAGAAUUGAGGCUCCUUUCACCAUCAACAUGAUGAACUUUACUUAUGUGGUACCCAAUGUCAGAAUGUAAGAGUUGCAAGUGAUUUUGUGCUGCUAUUCAUUAAAACAUGUAUUCCAGUCUUGCCAGCUUAAGGAGAUCAAGAUAUUAAGAGGUAUCCUUGAUUUAUUUUCCAGUAUUCAGUAGUAAAAUUUUCCUGUCCACUGUGAAUCAAAGCCUGAGUCACUCUAUUCAACCUUGGACACACUAACAAGGUUUUAUUUUUAUUGUGUUCGUUUUUCCCCCCAUAUAGUAAAAUUUAUCCUCUUUUAACUCUUCCUACCUCCCAAGGUAAGAAACAAAAAACAAAAAAAUCAAACAAAAAAAAAAUAGAAGACAAAAAAAGACAUAUGAAAGGAAUUGUAAUUGGCUUAACAGAAACCAAACAGUGGUGUCUGUAAAAACCUAACAGUGGUGCAAUCAUGUUGUCUGUGUUGUGUUAUGUGAGAAUUUUCUCCUAAGUCAUGCAGGUAAUGACAAUAUACUGUAAAUACCACAUGUGAGUUUACCUGAAUCUGUGCAUUUUGUGCCUUAUUCAUGAGAAUGAUAGAAGUACUAAAAUCUGUCAAGUGUUUUCAGUAUAGCACAUUAUUUACUGAGUGCCAGUUGUAAAUGUUUUUCAACCAGCACCUGAAAAGACUCUUUUCAAAAAAUCACAGAAACAACCUAGAACAAUUAUUUGUUACAUAAUCCAACUUCAUAGCAGCAUUACAUUCUUUGCCAUGAUAAACAUUCCACUCCUGCUUUCCUAAGGAUGAAACAGUGAUAAUGUGAACUCAAAUGAGGUUUCCUGGGUAAUGUGACACCUGCAGAAACUAUAGAGCGUCAUUUAUACGUAGUUUGGCAGAAACCACUUACGGCUGAUGAUGCGCAACCCUGCUGACUGUUUCAGUUAAUAUGCUGCACACCACAUACUUGUUUAGUGAACCAAAUCUAGAAAGUACCAAGGCAGAGGAAUGCUCCUGCUGUAGUCAGGCAAAUGAGUUCAACUGGAUUUCUUUUGACAAUACUGUUGGUACCUAUUACUUGGGGGAGGACAGGUUGCAGAAGACCAGAUCAUUUUUAUACAGAAUGUGAAAUACUGAUACAGUUAUUCUUUUUUUUUAAAGAACGUUGUUUUGUAAAGAACAUGAUUUCCAGUGAUCUCUGGAAGCGCUAAAGCUAAAAUUUCUGUUAUUGAAACACUUCAGCUUUGCAACUAAAAUAUUACAGAUUAAUAAUAAAUUAAACCAACCAAUGAUAAACACUACUCAGUCCACCAACAACAAACGUGUAUGAAUUCACCUUACCAAUAUUAAUCCCAGCGUGUGUAAAACAGAACAGUAACUCUAUGUGACCCCAGAUAACAUUUUGUAACAUUGUGCUUCCUUGUAGUUUGUAAUGUGAGUUCAAUCAGUAUUUAUGUUGAAAUUUCUAACAUUAAAUCUAGUCUGUAUCCUGUUAAUUUAAUUUUUAAGUGCUUUAUCCAUUUGUGCAAAGGUAAACGCAGAUUGUAUCUUUUUUAAUGGUACGGCAUAAAAAGUAACCCUCAAGUGAAGUGGCUCUAUACUGUUUUAUAGAGUACUUUAACAUGUAUAGAUACCUUGUAAACUUGUAUUGUGGAUGUGUAAAUAAUAUGUACUUUGGGUUUUUAACACCGCAUGUAAAGUCAAAAUAAAAUAUACAAAUCAUUAUA
This is a messenger RNA of Nomascus leucogenys (northern white-cheeked gibbon), 6721 nucleotides long. Lineage: Eukaryota; Metazoa; Chordata; Mammalia; Primates; Hylobatidae. The record is from RefSeq and is a predicted model, not a curated record.